Molecule: messenger RNA, 1799 nt
Organism: Cuscuta campestris
Lineage: Eukaryota; Viridiplantae; Streptophyta; Magnoliopsida; Solanales; Convolvulaceae
Source: the annotation of a GenBank genome assembly
AACUGAAUCCGAAGUAAAAAAAGAGUGGGGUCUGGAGGAGAGAUUCAUAGAUAGAUUCAACAGGCAAUGGUUGACUCCGCCAUGAAAACUCCAAAAGAAGAUGAGAAAAGCUUUGUUGCAUCAACGAUGAUCCUCGUGGAAGAAUGGAACGGCACAUCAUCAACAAAGCUCACCAAGACUGCCACCAUCUCCUUCUCCCCCUCUUCCUCUCUCCUUAUUCACAAAUCAGGAAGCCCUUUUGCUCAUUUCUCUGCCAAAAUUCUCCAAGCUUUCAUACCAGAGGGGUUUCCAACAAGUGUGACUCCAGACUACGUUCCGUUUCAAUUCUGGGACUCAUUGCAGGGGCUUUCAACUUAUGUCCGGAUGAUGCUGUCGACACAGGCUCUUCUGAGUGCCAUUGGUGUAGGAGAGAAAUCAGCUACUGCCAUUGGUGCUACAUUUCAGUGGUUUUUGCGGGAUCUAACAGGAAUGGUCGGUGGCAUUUUAUUCACGUUUUACCAGGGUUCAAAUUUGGACAGCAAUGCCAAAACAUGGCGUCUAGUUGCAGAUCUUAUGAAUGAUCUUGGAAUGUUGAUGGACCUUCUCUCUCCUUUACUUCCGUCUGCUUUUUUGUUCAUUCUCUGUUUGGGAAGUUUAUCCAGAUCAUUUACUGGUGUUGCUAGUGGGGCCACACGAGCAGCUCUAACGCAGCAUUUUGCCCUUCAAGAUAAUGCAGCCGACAUAUCAGCAAAGGAAGGAAGCCAAGAGACAGUUGCAACAAUGGUUGGAAUGGCAUUAGGAAUGCUACUUGCUCGUCUUACGACUGGACACUCAAUUUCCAUAUGGAUCUUGUUCUUGUCUCUUACUGUUUUCCAUAUGUAUGCAAAUUAUAAGGCUGUUUGCUGUCUUUCACUUACCACUAUGAACUGUGAAAGGACCUCAAUUCUUCUAUCACAUUUCUUCGAGACGGGGCAAGUUCUCUCUCCAAAGCAGGUUUCAACUGUGGAGACUAUUCUACCGUCAUGGAUGACCUCGUGGAGCAAUAAGAACAUUAAUUCUUUACACCAGAGAGUUCAUUUAGGCGUGAGCAUUACUUCACUUAAAUCACAAGAAAUGGAGAACGUCUUAAAGUCCGCUGGAUCCCAUUACAGAAAAGCUAAGUAUUUACUGCUGGAGAAAAGUGGGUUCAUCAGCGUUGUUGUGCAUAAAGAUUCAACCCCUGGAGAUGUCUUGCAGUCAUUCAUACAUGCUCUUGUCAUGUCAAAACUUGCUGCUGGGUGUAAGCAAUCUGUGCAUGUGGAGAGUGAAUUAUGGAUCGAAAAGCACUACGAACUCUUCAUUAGAAAGCUUCAGUCAUCUGGAUGGAAAACAGAACGCCUUUUGUCACCUUCAAUCACCUGGAGGGCAAAAUGGUCAUCAGACUCGUCAGAUGAUAAAGCAGACUAAGAAUUUUCAAGUCCAAUCUGGGAAUUGCAGUGCAGGGUGAAGCUCUAAUUUCGUGUUUCCUCCCUGACAAUCACUAUGGUAAAAAAGGGUUCUUGUUUGAAAUCUGCUUACAAGUAUUUAUUCUUUUAGCUGCUUCUUGGCAAGAGGACUCGCCUCUUCGGCUCACUUUCCACAAUUUCUUAUGUGCAUAUGUUGAUCAAGAAACUGUGAAAACUUCGACAUCUGAUGAGUCAACAUAAAAGUUUCCAUGUAACAGAGUUUAAAGAUCUGAGGGGCAUAUCAGUCAUUAGGGAGUGAGAGUUAGAGCAUUAUAUGUUGUAGUAAUACUUAAAAGAACAAACAAUGUACUAGUUGAAUAAUAAUGUUCCUCUAUU